Molecule: messenger RNA, 719 nt
Organism: Synchiropus splendidus (mandarinfish)
Lineage: Eukaryota; Metazoa; Chordata; Actinopteri; Syngnathiformes; Callionymidae
Product: transmembrane protein 238-like
Exons: 2
Coding region: 52-585 (177 amino acids)
Source: RefSeq, a predicted model, not a curated record
UGUGCGUCCUGAGUCCGGCCGCGUACACUAGUAGCGCGCCCCUCCGCCGGCAUGGCCCACAGCCGCGUGGGCAACUGCGCGCUGCUGUUCUUCCUGGCGGUGGUCUUUGACGUCACCGGCCUGGUGGUCCUGCUGGUCGGGAUUUUUGGAAACCUGAACAGGGACGGUCGCUUCUACGGGGACUUCCUUAUCUACACGGGCUCCAUCGUUCUUUUCCUGAGCUUAGUGUGGUGGGUGAUGUGGUACACUGGGAACAUCCGGCUGAAGGACCGCCGGACCUCCGUGGACAUCAGCUUCACGCACUGGGCCAGGAAACUCUCCGAACGGCUGAGCGUGAGCAGCCUGAAGACCCUGGAGGCUGGAGAGUGGAAGAUGAGCCUGGAGAAAGAGCAGAGCGGGACCGCACGCUUCUCGGCUCCCGCGCGGGUCACGUGGGAAAGCAGCUGCGGCGGAGACUCGCCGGGUCACGACAACAGGGCGUUCGUUGGAGGCCCGGAGUGGACCCCGACCGACAAGAACAUGGAACUGGGGGUGGUGAGGACCUCCUGCGUGGAUGUGCAGGACAAAGCCGAGAGACUCCUCUGACAGACGGUUUACAGGAUCCUGGUCCAACCAUCCAAAAGACGACCAGAACACGUCACUUUGAAACCUCGAACUCACCAUUUCUUCUUCAGGAAUUAAAAGCCCAGAUGCUCUGACUGAUAUUUUUUGCACAGACG